AUGCUAUCCGCCCUGAUCGCAGCCCUCCUUCUGGCGGGCUUGUAUUUCGUCUUAACCCUAACUUCCCGCCGGAAGCACCCGCCGCUGCCCCCGGGGCCUCCCCGGAAACCCAUCAUUGGCAAUUUGAACGACCUCCCUCGUCCCGGCCAGCAGGACUGGAAACAUUGGUUCCAGCAUAAAGCGCGUUAUGGCCCCAUCAGCUCCCUCAGCGUCCUCGGCCAAACCAUCAUCAUCCUGAACGAGGCUCGCUUCGCCGUGGAUCUGCUGGAGAAGCGCUCCGGGAUCAACUCGUCUCGUCCGCAGCAGAACUUUGCCCAGAUGUCGGGAUGGGACAACGUCCUCGGCUCCGUGCAAAAUAACGAGCGACUGCGCGAGAGCCGCAGGAACCUCCAUCGAGAGAUCGGGUCCAACAAGAUGGUGGCUCGGUUCAACGAGGUGCAGACCGCGGAGGUGGGCCGGUUCCUGUUGCGUGUGCUGGAGUCACCGGGGGAGUUGGUCAAGCAUAUUCGGAAGUUAGGCUAUGCAAUAAAUUUCCGGAUGCCAGAUGCUAAUGCAGACAGAGAAACCGGGGCGAUCAUCCUCAAGAUCGGAUACGGGUAUACCGUGGCGCCGCACACGCACGACCCGCUGGUCGAUCUGGCGGAUCGCGCGAUGGAGGACUUCUCGGUCGCCAUGUUGCCGGCGACGUAUCUGGUGGAUUAUAUCCCGUUGCUGAUGUACCUUCCCCCCUGGUUCCCAGGUGCAGGCUUCAUCCGCACCGCGCGUCAGUACAAGAAAACCGUCACGGCCUUUAGCGACCUGCCCUACGCCUUCGUGCAGAACCAGAUGCGGACCGGCCGGUCCCAGUCCUCCUUCUUGUCGAACCUGCUGGCCAAGCAAACCACAACGCUCAUCCGCGGCUCGGAGGCUGAAACUACGGUUAAAUGGUCCGCCGCCUCGCUGUACGCUGGGGGGGCAGAUACGACGGUAUCCUCCAUCGUCGCCUUCUUCCUCGCCAUGGCACUAUUCCCGGACGUCCAACGCAAAGCCCAGGCCGAGCUAGACGCAGUCGUGGGGCCGGCCCGUCUGCCUACCCUGGACGACCGCGACCACCUCCCGUAUGUCAAUGCGCUGGUCAAGGAGGUGUUCCGGUGGCAUCCGGUCGUGCCGAUGAAUCUCUCGCAUGUCUCGGUCCAGGAGCAGGAGUAUGAGGGGUAUUGGAUUCCGAGGGGGGCAUCGAUUCUGGCGAAUAUCUGGGCCUUCACCCACGACCCAACCAUCUACCCCGAGCCAGAAGUGGUCCGUCCCGAACGCUUCCUAGGCCCCCAACCCCAGCGUGACCCGCAUUUCCUCGUCUUCGGCUUCGGACGCCGCGUCUGUCCCGGCCGGACCCUGGCAGAUGCGAACGUAUUCCUCACCGUUGCGCAGGCCCUAACCGUCUUUAACAUCCUACCCCCGGCACCAGAGGACAAACGACAGUGGAAGCCCGCAUUUCUCCCCGGGGUCAUCAGUCAUCCUGUGCCGGGGAAGUUGAGGAUCGAGGCGAGAAGUCCCCAGCAUGAGGGGUUGAUUCGGGCGGUCGAGCGGGUGUUUCCGUGGGAGGGGAGUCAUGCAAGGGAGUUGGAGGGAUUGGAGGAUUAGUUUCAGGUUGUGGUAUAUGAAUUGGGUGAGGGUGUGUUGUUU
This is a messenger RNA of Aspergillus saccharolyticus JOP 1030-1, 1662 nucleotides long. RefSeq names its product cytochrome P450. The record is from RefSeq and is a predicted model, not a curated record. The transcript is spliced from 6 exons. Bases 1 to 1620 code for a protein of 539 amino acids. Gene Ontology annotation, molecular function: iron ion binding; monooxygenase activity; heme binding. NCBI's taxonomy places the organism in Eukaryota, Fungi, Ascomycota, Eurotiomycetes, Eurotiales, Aspergillaceae.